Messenger RNA from Lotus japonicus, 793 nucleotides. RefSeq lists its product as uncharacterized. The record is from RefSeq and is a predicted model, not a curated record. Gene Ontology annotation, biological process: maturation of LSU-rRNA from tricistronic rRNA transcript (SSU-rRNA, 5.8S rRNA, LSU-rRNA). Gene Ontology annotation, molecular function: structural constituent of ribosome; RNA binding. Gene Ontology annotation, cellular component: cytosolic large ribosomal subunit. Lineage: Eukaryota; Viridiplantae; Streptophyta; Magnoliopsida; Fabales; Fabaceae. The transcript is spliced from 3 exons. Bases 1 to 414 code for a protein of 137 amino acids.
AUGCAGAGAAAAGAUGAAGUUGAUGAACUUCAAGAAGAUGAAGAUGAAGAUGGCAGAAGAACAAGCAGCAAAAGUGGAAAUAAUACUGUUCUUGUGGAGCCAAAUGUGGAAAUAAUACUCAAGCUGCGGACAGUGGAACCAUAUGUUACCUAUGGAUAUCCAAAUCUUGAAACCAUAAAGGAGCUCCUUUACAACAAGGGACAUGCCAACAUAGACAACCGAAAAGUUCCUUUGACGGAUGAUAUUAUUGAGCAGGAAUUAGGCAAGUUUGGUAUUGUAUGCAUGGAUGACAUGGUGCAUCAAAUAGAUAAUGUUGGUCCCCACCUCAACAAAGUCGUCAGAUUUAUGUGGCCCUUUGAACUCAACAAACCAUCAGGUGUAUUGAAAGGAUUAAAAACCCCAGGGAACCGAUAAGAUGAUGAUGGCAGAAGAAGAAGCAAAACCUCUCGACUGUAUUCCAAAGAAGAAAUUUAAACCCAGGAAAGGAUUGGCCUUGAAACUAGAUCUAAAAAGAUGUCAUAGGGUUCCCACAUAUCGGAAACUAUCAUAGAUAUGAGCGAAUAGAGUAGCGACUGAUAUCAGAGACAUUGAAAUCGAAAAAGUCGGUAGCUCUUUUACUAUCUGUGAUUUUUGUGCCGUCUUAGAAAAGUUAAAAUCAUGUUAUAUUUAUACUUUGUAUUAAGUGCUGUGUGAUCGAUCCUUUUAACACUUGAGUCAGAGUAAACUCAUAUUUUGAGGAAUGAGGAGUAUCCUGUAUUGAAUGCUUAAACGCAAGAAUUUGCACUCUUCCACA